AAAGGGAAAUACAGAACUUUACUAAACGUUACUUUGAGGGAUUGCUCAGCACAGGUGAAACUGCAUGAUCAGCACGUUUUAGUCUCCGGGACGUCACUUCCCAGGGAACUUUUUUUUCCAUCUGCGCGGCUGAGCUGGAAGUAGGAGGAGGAGGAAGAGGAGGAGGAAGAGGAGGAGGCGCUUUGAGGCUCCUCUGGGCUCUGCGCCAAGGCGGUAGGGCAGGUUUUUGAACCGCAGUGGCAGCACCGUGGCAACAGAUUUGGAGGUUUCCCCGGCGGAGGACAGUCGCUGAAAAGUUGCAAAGAAAAACGAAGAAGAAGAAGAAGAGGAACAAACAACUGGAGCUAUGCGUAAAAGCGCCAUGUGCCCGCGCGGUGUGAGCCGCGACUCUUUGUGCGCGUGAAGGAUGUUAUCGGAGAUGGCCCUGAACGUCUCUUCUCCCGGAGAGUUCGCGGACACACGUUCGGGUUGAUUUCUCUCGUCGUCUGGACUUCCCCGAGCCUUUUGUUUUGGGGGUCCGGGGGGGGGGUCGGGGUCUGAGAUGAGCGCUCAGAAUGGGACUGUGCCUCGGUACCGAAGUCACAGAGGAGCAGAAGAAGUCCAGGACACGCAGUGCCAAGAUAGACAAAGACCUGUACGAGUACGCCAAGCGGGAGAUGAAUGUGGUUAAAAUACUCCUCCUAGGCGCAGCAGAGAGCGGUAAAAGCACUUUGGUCAAACAGAUGAAGAUCAUUCACAGUCAUGGAUUCACCAAGCAGGAGCUCACCAGCUUCAAGCCCGCAGUGCUGGAUAACCUGCUGACCUCCAUGAAGUUUGUCCUCCAUGGCAUGGGCGUCCUCCGGAUCAACCUGGCAAACACCAGGAACAAGGUCCACGCCCAUUCGGUCUUGUCGUGUGGGCGCUGCUUUGAUGAAGAACAGGUGCUGUUUCCGUUCCUUAGCCACGCCCUGUCCUGCCUGUUGGCCGACCAGGGGGUGAGGGCGGCGGCGGCCCGGGGAUACGAGUACGAGCUCAAUGACUCGGCGCUGUAUUUCUUCGACAACCUGACCCGCCUCACGUCUCCAGAGUACGUGCCCACGGAGACGGACGUGCUGCGAGUACGACUGAGGACGACCGGCGUGAUCGAGACCCAGUUCAAAGUCAACCGGCUCAUUUUCAGGAUGUACGACGUUGGCGGCCAGAGGACGGAGCGCAGGAAGUGGAUCGGUUGCUUCGAGGAUGUCCGGGCGGUGCUGUUCGUGGUGGCGCUCAGCGGCUACGACAUGACGCUGGUGGAAGACCCUUCCGUGAAUCGUCUCCAGGAGAGCCUGAAGCUCUUCUCCUCCAUCUGCAACAACGUUUACUUCCGCAGCACAUCCAUGAUUUUAUUCAUGAACAAGAUAGACCUUUUUCAAGACAAGAUUUUACACUCUGGGCGACAUCUGCGUUUAUUCCUGCCAAAGUUUAAAGGUGCAGACUGCGACGUGGACUCGUCGGCACGCUUCAUCGUCGCCACCUUCGUCUCGCUCAACGCUUCGCCCAGCAAGCUCAUCUACCACCACUUCACCACGGCCACGGACACCUGCAACAUCCAGGUCGUCUUCCAGGUGGUCAUGGACACGAUAAUCAAAGAGAAUCUGGAGGCCGUGUCGCUCCUGUAA
Molecule: messenger RNA, 1640 nt
Organism: Pseudoliparis swirei
Lineage: Eukaryota; Metazoa; Chordata; Actinopteri; Perciformes; Liparidae
Gene: gnav1
Product: guanine nucleotide binding protein (G protein) alpha v1
Exons: 9
Coding region: 555-1640 (361 amino acids)
Biological process (GO): adenylate cyclase-modulating G protein-coupled receptor signaling pathway
Cellular component (GO): heterotrimeric G-protein complex
Molecular function (GO): guanyl nucleotide binding; GTPase activity; G-protein beta/gamma-subunit complex binding
Source: RefSeq, a predicted model, not a curated record